Diatraea saccharalis (sugarcane borer) is the source of this 6490-nucleotide messenger RNA. The record is from the annotation of a GenBank genome assembly. Lineage: Eukaryota; Metazoa; Arthropoda; Insecta; Lepidoptera; Crambidae.
AUGUUGAAUAAGAUGGCGCAUCGCACCGUGCGACUGAUGUGCUUCGUUGCACUAUUGGCGGCAGUAACUCCAGUUAAGGAACAAACAAGAUGGUCACGCCAAAUCAGUUCUUAUACGGCUGAUAUAAGUGAUUGGGUCCCAUUAGCAGGCCCAGUGGAAAGAGAAACACGUGACCCCCAUCCCUUACCACCGAUUAAAAGACAGGCCGUUGCAGAACCAAGAAUACUCACUGAACCAUUUCCGGGAUUCACGAGGCCGUCGGAAUUUAGUCAAGACUCUUUUCCACAGAGAAUGUACUUUAAUUCUCCAGCAAAUAGACAGUUAUAUCUCCAAUCUGUUCCAUCAGCUCCACAAAAUUACUUAUCUGACCAGGGUUUCGGACAGAGUGUGAGAUUUGGCCUUUCACAACCCAACUUCCCUUUAAGUCAAGGAUUCAUCGCACCUCAAUAUACAUUCGAUAGCAUACCUGCAGGUCCACCUUUGAAACCAAGACCUCCACCGCAAUUGGCACCAAGUCCUGUCAAAUUUGAAAGUUUUACGAAACAAGGUCUGCCAUCAUCACAGACAAAGCCAUUCAUUAGUCAAUCUAUAAAGACAAAGACCGAACCACCAAAAUUCAUCGAUGGCUAUCGUGCGGAUAAUAUCAGCAAUGACUUUGCUUUCAACCAAAAGAAAAAAGUACAGUCCUUGCAGAAAAUUAAAUUUGAAAACUAUGACAAAAACCCAAAAAUAGAAACAAUACCUUCUAGACCUAAAGUAGAAAGGGAAGAGGUUCAACUACUUUAUGUUCCGAUCGAAUCUUUGAACAGAGGACAAUAUAACUUCGGGGUACCUCUAGGCCAAGCGCAAAAUAUUAAUAAAGACUUGUAUACCCAAAAUUUACCAAAACCUAAUCCACUCAAGCAGGCAUUUUCUAGUGAAAUACAAAAACCAAUAGCAAAACCUGUUGAAAGUUUUAAUUCAAAUCAAGCCUAUUUUUCCAACUAUGACCAAGCAGCGAAAUUUUCAACGAUUUCCACGCCUUUUCCAACAUCGCUACCUGUCACACCAAAACCAAAGAAAUUGAAACCUCAUCAACCACCUUUAGCAAUAUUUAUGAGUCAAGAUUCCAGAAAAAGAAACCCUUUAAAAGUCGGAGACGUACUGUCAUUACUGAAAAACGCUAAUACAGUUGCCGUACUAGAUACUGUUAACCCAUUGAACGCACCCAAAGUAUUCAUUGGACCAUCAACUUUAAACCCACCAGAUAAUUUUGUGAAAUUUGAGCUACCUUACUUAUCAAACAUUGAAAACAGUGACAAAAAAUUACGCCAGCUUCCAUUUUUCGUUGCGCCACUAAGCUAUAAUACACCAAAUGGUUUUGCAAAAAUACCUUUUCCUUCACCACAUGUAGGCUCUGUGGUUAUUAAUUCUCAAAUAAGAGAUUCAGGUGUUCAAGCAAAUUCAGCAUAUUCAACUCAAUCUACUCCAGCUGCUAAUAUCAUACCUAAUUCAUACACGGCAACACCACAAAAACAAAACUUCGCUACUCAAAAGCCACAGUUUUCAUACUACAGUACCGCAGCACCCAGUACGAAUGCACCAAAUAAUCAGCAUCUUCAAUCAAAUUACUAUGCCCUUGAACAACAAACAGUAACAGCAAUACCUCCCCAGAAACAAGAGGAAGCGAACAUAAACGCUCUUCCACCGAAGCCAGAAUCUUAUUUCUUAACCAAUGUUGGAAAUCAAUACAACCCUACAAAAUAUGUUAGUUACCCCACUAAUAUAAAACAAGAACCACUAAGUCAAUACAAUUUUGCUAAACCGGAAACAUCGACAACGCCCAAAACGACCGUUACGACUACCACGACUUCAAAGCCUCCAUCAACAUAUUCUAGUCAAUUAUUGGAAACUCACAACCCUUAUUCAAUAAACCAAGCGUUUCAUUUUAGUACACCAUUAGACUAUCACAGUUAUUAUGACGACCUUAAAGAACCGUUUGUCAACCAAGGUGUAGAGAAUACUCCGAAAAUAUCACCAUCACCAACAGUUUCUCUUUCUAACGUUCCAAAUAAACCAGAAGAUGUAGUAACUGAGAAGCAACUCUACCAACAACAGACAUCACCAAACUACUUACAAAAUUAUACACCUGAAAUACAUUACGAAUCUGAAGGUGCAAAUUCGAGACAUCCCGUAUAUAACGGAAAUGAUUAUACAACUAAGACCCAAGUAUCGUCUGAAAAUUACAAGAUUGUAAAUCAACCUGAAAUUGAGCCAGUUCAACAUAAUCAACCAAACUUGUACAAUGCUGUUUCUAAUCAACCAACAACUUCACAAGAAACAGCCAUCUAUGAUUCUCCAACUUACGAAAAUUUAACGGAAAUUAAUAUUAAUAAAAUAAAUACUCCAAUUGAAGACAAUGGAUCUCAAUAUUACAAUCAAUAUGAAACAAAUUAUCAAACCGACAAUGUUCAACACUCAAGCUCUACUUCCAGUUCAACAACGACUACUACAAGAAGGACGCCUCCUAUUCGAACUAGAGGUAGACCAAGAUAUACAACUGCAAGGCCUGAUUCUGGUGAAUCAACGACAGUUAGAUCUUCCAUCACCCGGAGACCACUAAAAGAAAGACGCCCACUACCGUCACGAACAAAAUAUGAACCUAAUAAAAUAACAACUGAAAGAACAACGAGAAAAUCUUUGGAGUCUGUAGAAAGUACUACAAAAUAUUCCAGAACAAGAACGAGAGGCCGAAUUCACUACAAACCUUCUGAAAAUGAUGAAUACUACUCCAAGAAAAACAAAAUACAAAAUAAUAAGCAGGAAGAUCUAGCAUAUCAAAGAGAUGUUCUACAUCAAAAUUAUCCAGUAACUUUAAUGGAGAGAAUGAGUACUGUUGACAUAGAAGCGAUGACAGAACCCGCACCUAACUUUUCUUCUACUAAGACAAUGGGAAACGAAGGUGAAGUUUAUGAUACUGAAAAUGCUUAUGCUCACCAAUCAGCAUCUAUAAGUUACCUUCAAAACGUAGGUUCAAGCGAAAACACCCCCAUCUAUAGCUCCGAAACAGAAUAUCAAACUGAAGCUGCAAUCAAUUCAAAGCUCCCAUUAACGCGAAAUGAGGAUUAUAUUUAUCAAUCUAGAAGUAGUGUGACACCAAUCGAGGCAAUUUCUUCAUUUGAAGAUGCUAAUGAAAAACAGGAUAUUCCUAAACCAACUACGGCUGAAAUGAUAUCUUAUACAACUGAACGAACAAGCUCAACCGCUGAAGAGUAUCUUCCAAAUCAGUCCAUUAAUAAUGAAUUUUCAACAAAACAAGAAGAUUCACUAAAUGAAGAAGUCAAUACUAAAAUUAGUAGUCAAGAAACGCAUGAAACGGAAACAGAAGAGACUGUUGUACAAACAACACCAUCUUACAACAGAGUAAGAAUACGUCCUGGAGUUAUUAGACAAUAUCAUCAUGCAUCAUCUACUGAAAGCACAAGAGCGAAGUCUGAAAGAAAGAAGAUUCAAGCCAUUACACAUAGACCUGCUUACGAUAGAAGACGAACAACUAUGCGAAUAGAAGAAAUUGAAGCCGAUUUAAAAACUAAACAAAUUCAUUCUCGCACUGAAUUCCAAGAUCAUAAGCAUCCUGUUUAUAGGCCCGAACCCACAACUGAAUCAAUAAUAACAACUCCAUUUGAAAGUACCACUAAACGUGGACACUUUCGUAGAAGGCGACCAGGGUAUACUACAACGUCAACUGAGGCAACUAGUACGAAGAAAAACGUGUAUGAAACUAAAAACCGGUUCAGAGGUAGAAGACCAACUGAAAAACCAACUGAAAAACACGACGUAAAAUCUGAAACUACCACAACAACAGUAAGAACCUCCCCUCAUCAAAGAUAUAGUCACCGACCGAGGUUAUCGGAGCGCUAUAACAAAAAACCAGAUAAUAAUGCUGAAGAAACAGAAGAUCAGGAAUCUAACUACUCCAUUAAUAGACCAAAAUACGUUACACCAGAGAAUGAUCAAUGGUCACCAAAGAUUUCUGGAGACUCAUUUAAACCAUACAAUCCAAAUGACAUUGUUGAAGAUUCAAAGUUAUCCACUACUGAACACAGAAAUACUAACGCAGCACUAGACAUUAUAACAGCUAGAAAUGACUACGAUGAUAUUCUCAUAUCUGUCACACCAGCUACUAACACGAGGGCUAUUAAAAAAAUUCCUGAUAUUCCUCCUACUCUUGAGGCAUUAGUGGAACAGAGUAAGACAACUAAAAUGGAAUCGAGUGAUUCGAUGUCGACCUUUGAAACAAUGUUGGAAGAGGUUAUGAAAAACUUGGAAGAACAAGAUGAAGAUGAAUAUACAAGUAACGUUAUGAAACAUAAGGGUGGUGAAAUUGGUGAGAUACCCCCAGAAAAAAUAAUAACAACUGAAGACGAAUAUAUUCAUAAAGCAACAGCUUCAGAACAAGAAAUCACGACCACUGUUCCUGUAGACUAUGAGGAAACCGACUUGGAAAAGGCACAACCGGACCACAAGGGACGUCGUCGUGGUUACUGGAAGAAGGUCAAGGUCCGUCCAAUUAGCACAGAAACGAUAGAGACAGCUGAAUCACAAUAUUACACGAACACAGUUAACCGCCUUGGCGAACCUAUAACAUCGACCAAAAACUUACAUGACAAAACAACUGGCAAAGGUAAAUCAAAAAUCGCUGUUACCACUUACAAGCCAUCUAAUCUUCAAUUUAUCAAGGACUUCUUUGAAACAGAGAUUGAUGAUGAAAACCUCGAUGGUGUCAUUCCAACUGUCGAUAUACCUAAAAUUGUCAAGAAACCAGUCGAAGUUAAUGAUGAAGCUAAUGAAAAAGUUAAGAAAGAAUAUGAUGUAACGACUGAGAAAAUUGAAGGUCCGGGUGAAAUAGAUCUAGGUACCGGUUCCCCUGAUCCAACAAUAAUGGACAGCAUGUACUACAGCACACCAACAGAACCAACUUCUACUGAAGGUGAUUUGUCUCUCCUAGAUCGAUCAGACAGCUUCAGUUUAAUGGAUUACUUUUUUGGAACUACAACUGAGUCAGAAAAGGAUAAAGUGAAAAAUAAAACUACCGUGAAUGAAAUAAAACAAAAACCGGACGUUGUUAUAACCACUGAAAGAGUAAGUUUUAAAUUACCAACAACUGAAAAUAAUUAUGUGCCAGAGGAAAUUACUACAAUUCUAUCUGAAGAUAACAUUGAGACAGUUACAGAUUUCACUGACAGUCAAAAAAUCAAUGACGACAAACAAGAACAAGUCACUGAAUCAGUAAAAGUUAAAUCUUCGUCUGAAUCCAGUUUCAUGAAUCCAGCUAAUGUAGUCAGUACAUCCAUGUCAACAGAAAUAUCACAUGAAACAGAAAUAUGCUUUAGAGGAAAAUGCAUUAAAACAAAUAAAGACAUUUUAUAAAACGAUAAUGAUUUAUCGUAAGUUUGGUGCUAAAGACUUGUGUUCAAAGUAGUGAAAGUAAUUAAGAUGAAGUGUGGACAAAUCAAUCUCACAGAAGUUAUAAAUAAAGCCUAAUACUCCGUAGCAAGCUUAGUCUUUCUUUUGAUGCAAAAGCUAAUAGGUAUCUACUUAUAUUAGUAGAAAUUAUAUGAAUAAGUAGAGGACUUGGCUUGCUAUUGGACUUAGUAGUAAUAUCUUUAAUAGGAAUAUUUAUUGUUAAUUAACUUUAAGGAGACUAUGGUGAAAUCUUGUAAAUAGCUUCUCUUUACUUGAUUCCACCUAUUUGUAUUAAUCAUUAGACACUAACUUGUGAUAAACUUUUAGAAAGUUUUUCUCAGUGUAUUAUAUUAAUAUUAACAAUUUGUACCUUUAAUUAUAAAAUGCACAUUAAGAUAUUUUAAUAUUUUUUGUAAUAUAAUUAUUUUGACUGAGCAUAUUUUUGUAACCGAAUCUAAUAUUAAGCAUCUUCUAAUCUUUUUAUUUAUUUUUUUAAAUAUUCUUUAGACAAUUAGGGCAUUCUCAAGUUCAAGAUGUAGGAAUAAUAUUUUUAUACUAUUAUAUUCACCAGAAACCAAAAAAAAACUAUUCUUCACUUAACGCCUGUCUGUUAUAACGACGUUGCACUUUGUAAUAUAAAUAAAUCCAAAAAUGUCUGUUUAUAAUUUUAAUAAAUAAAAUAUUUAAAAUAAAUUUGUUUUCCUCCAUUUUAAAAUCCAAUCGUUAACAUCUAAUAUGUACGAGUAUUAAGCUGAUAGUUUGAACUAUUACUAUUGAACUAAUAGAUAUUUUGAAACAAACCAAUAUGUUUGAUAAAAUAUAUAAAUAAAUAAAAAAAGACAAACCUAUAUAUAAGUUAUUAGUAUUAUUCGAUUUUUUUACAUAUGAAUGAAAUUAAUUUAUCAAUUUUUUUUUUUAGUUAUGGCCUUGUAAUUUAACGUGAAUUUAACUAAUUUAAUCAUUUGACAUCGAAGCUUGACAUCGGCAGAAUUGUGUCAAACGCGCAGAUAUGCCAUUAAUAAAAGAAGAAGUAGAACAAUUAGAA